Molecule: messenger RNA, 466 nt
Organism: Lagopus leucura (white-tailed ptarmigan)
Lineage: Eukaryota; Metazoa; Chordata; Aves; Galliformes; Phasianidae
Product: cAMP-specific 3',5'-cyclic phosphodiesterase 4D-like
Exons: 3
Coding region: 41-466 (141 amino acids)
Source: RefSeq, a predicted model, not a curated record
CUCUGAAACUUGCAGAACACUUCCGAUUUAGUCAGUCACCAUGAACAAGAAUACUUGUACUCUUCAUGGGAGGAGUAAAAGUAUUUCAGAAGAAGUACUCCAUCACUGUAGUGAGGAGGAAGAGUCUUUCCAAGCAAUGGAGCCCUAUCUCGUUCGGAGAUUAUCGUCCCGUAACAUCCAGCUUCCCCCUUUAGCUUUCAGGCAGCUAGAACAAGCUGAUUGGGAUAAAAAGAAUGACACUGAGACCAUGCCACGGCCCACAACUCUUCCACUGAGGAUUCCUCCUGUGAUUGCCAUUACAUCAGCAGAGUCCAGCAGCCAGUAUUACUUGCAGGAGGGAGAGAGCUUACUCAUCGGGGAAGAUGGCAGACCGGGCGAUGAUUUCAAGUCGGGGAACAGCCGAUUUCUGGACCUGAUAUGCCAAAGAUUGAAAGUAGGGUGGUGGGAGGAGGAGUUUAGGGAGUAG